UUGGAAAGCUACCCUUCUGUAACAUAGCAACCGAAAUACAAUCAACACAAAUUACCGCAACUGAAUAAUUUAAUACGUCAAGUUAGGUUAACACGUUCUAAACGAACUUUCACAGAAGUAUAUUUAUUUUACCAGAUUUUUAUGUAGCGUUUGUGAAACAAAAAUGAAUGGCUUGUCAGACGAAAUGUAUUGCUCAGAACAAAUAUGUAUUCCCCCAUCAUUUCCUUAUUUGUUGGGGCAAUAUGCAAAAGCUGCUAUCAGGACCCAACCCAGCGACCUUUUAAAAUGGUCAACAGCUUAUUUUAGAUGCCUCUCACUAAACAUACCACCACCAGUUAAGCCUAGGCUUGAAUAUCCAGUACCGCGUGAUUUUCAUGGUAUAACACCUGGAUGGCUAAAGGCGCUAAUCUAUCAGCUUCAAAAUAAUCUCACUAUACCAUUUAAGAUCUUAUGGGACAGAUGGAUCGGUGCUUGUCUUAAACAUCAAACCCUGAUACAGCUUCUUUGCUUAGGUGGUUUUGAUGAUCCUCAAGCAAUAAAUUGGCCCAAAUUUAUUGCCCUUUGUGCAGGCACAUUAUCAGAUGACCUAACUCAUACAAUGAUCCUGAUAUGUGAGAUACUGACUGAAGAACCUGAAGGCGGCUCUGCAAUGAUAACGCUAGAAACAUUUGUUAACCUUUACACUUUUUUGGCAAAAAUUGAUGCAUCUUCAGACCAAAAUUUAAGGAAUUACUUUUUCCGAGAUUCUUUACUAUCUUUAUGGAAGGACAAGGUUGAAAAACUUGAAGAAAAAGAAAUAGAGCGUGAAACUGAGGUAUUAGAAAUUGAGGAAAGUUUGGUAUCCAAGCAAUCAAGUGUAUCAGAAUUGGAGUCCAAAGUAGAUGACGCAGAUAGAGUUGUUUCUUGUCCCAGCUUACCAGAAGAUGACCAGUACUCUAUCGAUUAUUUACUCAAAGAAGAACAAGUCGAAGAAGAAGAGGAGGAAGAAGAAGGAGAAGAACACAUUGAUGGCCAAUCAUCCUCACAAGGAAAAAUGCUAGUGGAAGAUAUUGAGCAACAUCAAGAAGAACAGGGUGAAGAAGAAAGCAAUGAAGGAGUCGCUAAAGAAAAAAGUGCAAGUAAAUUAAAAGAAAAAAAGUCUGACAAGGACUUAGACAGCUUAGGUGAGCCCAAAGAUGACGAAGCUGAAGAAGAUGUUGUUAAAGAAAAAAGGGCGAGCAAUGAUAAAGAUGAAGAAGCAGACAAGCCUGUUGAUAAUGAAAAUAUUGAUGCAAAAGAGGCAGAAGAUGGAGGUGCUGCUGAAGCAACAGAAGUCCCGGAAGGUGAAGUCAAAGAAGAAGUCAAGCAAAUAGAACAAGAAGAUGUCACUAAAGACGAAGGUGAUUUGGCCUUAAAAGAAUAUGAGUCUGUAGACACUAUAGUUGACCAACCUGUUCGAGACCUUGAACAUAUUUUUGAAGACGAUGCCAACUUAAGGGAAGAUCUGGAAAGAUUAAGGGCGUUGCAACAAGAAAUGGCGGGUGAAACCGAUGAAGAGCUUGAAAAAUUUAAAUGUAGAUUGAUUGCAGAGAUGCCCCUUAGUCAGUCUCAAGAGGAAGGUAUUAAACAUUUUGCAACUGCUGCAGAAAAACUAGAGGACCAUUCCAGUGAGGAGAAAUUAAAAACAAUUAGUGGAGAACGGGUGUUAAAAAGUGAUGAAGGUAGCACCAGCACUGUUGAUGAAGUAGAUGGAAAGGGGCCAUAUGAAGAAGUGGUUGUAGAAGCUAUUCCAGGAAUUGGAGGCAUUGUGCCAGAUAAUCUUAUUAUGGCAGUUGUGGAGUACAUGAAAAAUUGCGCAAAAAAUCAACAUGGAAUGGUAAUGCCUAGGAACAUUAGGCAUUAUAACUGCCCACCUUUAGAGGUUUUAGAUAAUUAACACAGCUGAAUAUUGUAUUUGAGAAUUUUAUAAUAUUAUUUUAUUACAUAUAGUGGUGGUAUAUUAUAUUAUUAUCAGUCUUAAUAAAAAGCAAAAUGAUUGA
This is a messenger RNA of Anthonomus grandis grandis, 2018 nucleotides long. Its product is annotated as DNA ligase 1-like. Lineage: Eukaryota; Metazoa; Arthropoda; Insecta; Coleoptera; Curculionidae. The record is from RefSeq and is a predicted model, not a curated record. The transcript is spliced from 13 exons. Bases 164 to 1915 code for a protein of 583 amino acids.